Molecule: messenger RNA, 1002 nt
Organism: Lasiosphaeria miniovina
Lineage: Eukaryota; Fungi; Ascomycota; Sordariomycetes; Sordariales; Lasiosphaeriaceae
Product: WSC domain-containing protein
Exons: 1
Cellular component (GO): plasma membrane
Source: RefSeq, a predicted model, not a curated record
CCUGCCUCGGUAGGCAACGGCGCGCAGGGCCCGUGUCCAGGCGAAGGCUACACAUGCAAUGACUGUCUUGACGGCUGGUUCUGUCCUCCUUCACACACUCCGGCUUUGCCAGCCCCUUGUGGAAAUGGCUGGCCAUGCUAUCACUGUUCCGGGGGGUGGUUUUGCGUCCCGUCUCCCACCCUCUUACCAACAACCGUUACCGUAUGCCCAUUGUCGCAAGCCGGAAGUACAACGCCCGGAGCUGGCCUGACAACUCCUUCUACACCUGGAGAUGGGGAGCAGACACCCGCUGCGGCAGAUUCUGCGGGAGCUCUUCCACAAGAGACUCUGCAUCCUGCUAUCUCCGGGUGGCAAUAUGCUGGCUGUUAUAAAGACGACUCAGCACGAGCCCUCCAAAACGCCUCGAUUACAGUAUCGAUUCCCCCCGGAAUGACGAACGAGAUGUGUAUCAACUUCUGCAAAGAUCAGGGUUUUAGUCUCGCGGGAACCGAGGAUGGAUAUCAGUGUUUUUGCGGAAACGCGCUGGUAGACUCCUGGCCUGUCGGUGACUCGGAAUGCAACGCGCCUUGUACGGGCGACCCGAACUGCUCUUGCGGUGGAAACUGGGCUCUGAGUGUCUGGAGCCCCGACGGCAAAGCUUCCAGGGUUAUUGGGCCAGAGAUGCAGUUCGUCAUGCCAACCCCAACGCCAGGUCAAACAGAAAUGACACUUUUCGUUGGUGGUGUCCGUGCGAUGGUCAUGACCAUUACAACUGAUGUGUUUGAGUUCCCGGCGGAUAUCAAAGAUGCAACGACAACCAGUUCCUUAACUCCGGUGGCCCUUUCAACAGCCAACGCCUUUGUCGACAGCGACUCAGUAGCCGCUAAAGACCUUGAUGUUGACGGUAUCGCAUCUACCGUGCACGCAAUCGUCUCCGCUGCUAUGAAAGAGGCACACCAGAUUGCCUCAAUAGAGGUUUUGAGGGCAAAUUCCAUGAUUUCAGGGGCCAAGUCAGUUGUUGGU